AUGUUAGGACAUAACAAACUACUCUUGGCUGUGGUUCUGACGACGGUCAUUACACUAAUCACGCCAAUUCAAUCCUCAGUUAUACCUCCCAAACUCAGCGGUGGUCGUAUCAAAGAAGGACACAUUGUUGGUGGUAUUGAAUCGGAUAUUACACAAACUCCCUAUCAAGUUUCCGUGCGUUUGGAUACCAGUGUUCUGUUGCACAUUUGCGGAGGUGCCAUUUAUUCUCCACGUGUCAUCAUAACCGCUGCCCAUUGCAUUAAAGGACGUUUUGCCUCAAAUAUCCGCAUUGUUGCUGGCACUUCAUCCAUUGUCGAUGAUGAUCCUGGUCAUCGGGUGAUUAAGCUAAUUUAUCAUCCUGGAUAUAAUAAGAAGACCCAUGUCAAUGAUGUCGGAUUGAUUAUCUUGGCAGAUCCUUUGGAAUAUUCCAAGACGGUACAACCAAUACCAUUGGCCGCUAAGAGACCUGAAUCGGGUAAUACUGCCAUCAUCAGUGGUUGGGGUAAAAAAGAUGAAUCGGCCACAACGAUGACAAAUCACCUGCAAAUGGCUGAAGUGGAAAUUGUUGAUCGCGAAUAUUGUGGCAGUCAAUAUGCCAGUCGUAGCUACGAUAUUACCGAAGAAAUGAUUUGUGCCGGUACAGAGGAUUCCAGUAAGGAUGCCUGCCAAGGUGAUUCGGGUGGCCCAUUGGUGGUUGAUGGUAAAUUGUCGGGUAUUGUUUCAUGGGGUAUUGGUUGUGCUCGUGAAGGUUUCCCUGGAGUUUAUGCUAGUGUGGCGUAUCAUACCCAAUGGAUUUUGGAUAAUGCUCAGCCCUAUUUGUGAGG
This is a messenger RNA of Musca vetustissima, 824 nucleotides long. Its product is annotated as trypsin alpha-3-like. The coding region runs from base 1 to 822 and encodes 273 amino acids. The record is from RefSeq and is a predicted model, not a curated record. Gene Ontology annotation, biological process: proteolysis. Gene Ontology annotation, molecular function: serine-type endopeptidase activity. The transcript has a single exon. NCBI's taxonomy places the organism in Eukaryota, Metazoa, Arthropoda, Insecta, Diptera, Muscidae.